Mercurialis annua (annual mercury) is the source of this 1973-nucleotide messenger RNA. RefSeq names its product protein FAR-RED IMPAIRED RESPONSE 1-like. Gene Ontology annotation, molecular function: zinc ion binding. Bases 1087 to 1953 code for a protein of 288 amino acids. The record is from RefSeq and is a predicted model, not a curated record. Gene Ontology annotation, biological process: regulation of DNA-templated transcription. NCBI's taxonomy places the organism in Eukaryota, Viridiplantae, Streptophyta, Magnoliopsida, Malpighiales, Euphorbiaceae. The transcript has 3 exons.
UAGAAAUUCAAGUUAAUUAAUUUGGAUAUGGUUUGGCAUGAUAAGAAUUUUGUGAGAUUUUCUAAACUUCAUGAUUUUAAUCUUGUUAUGCUUGCGAAAUAAAUUUGGUGACUUUUAUGGCGUGAGAAUUCUCUUGUGCGCAAAAUCUUUUCGGAACGGUAUUUGAAGCUCUUUUUUAGAAGCAAAGAUGUGUAGUAACUCAAAUUUGAGAAAUUUAGGAAAACUACUCAAAAUUUCAACAUAUUUGUAAAAUAUACCUCACCUCUAAAAAGUUAGAAGAAUUACUCUCCGUUUUUCAUCUUUAUAUUUUUACUCUAAUGAGAUUAUAAUUUAAUUAUUUACUCUGAAUUUUGUCUUAUAAUACUCUAUAAUUAUUUUCUCUUUAUUUUUUACUCUUCUUCCUAUUUCUCCUUUUUCCCAUCUUCUCAUGGUUAUUUCACAGAACACCACCGCCAUCAUCCGUUCUACAACCCUUACCCGCUCGACUUGUUGACCCGUUUUAGAUCCACAUAAGCAGACUCGACAUUUGCUGCUUGCUUCUCCAGUCCUUUGCCGGAGAAACCCAAUUUGUGCCCUUUUUUUACCGUUAUCUACUACCGCUGUUCAUUAUUGCUUUUUGUAGUUGAGCUUACACUAACAGCGUCGCUUUUGGUUUUUAUUUGCCAAACUUGUGCUUUGACGGUUGCAGAGAUGGUUUUCCUAGUCGGCGUCAACAAUGAUCAAGAAGCAAUUUUUUAAUCGAUUUUUAGGGUUUCUUUUUGAUUUCAUAUUGUUUAGAGUGAAUUGAAUUGGUUAAUUUCAUAUAUGGAGAUGUCAUAGUUAAUUUCAUAAGUAUUAUUUAGAAAAUAGUAAUAAUUUCAUGAUACCAAUUGUAAUUUUAAACUUGUUCCUCAAGUGACAAGCAGUGCAGUGAAGAUGCGGCUGCAUGUGUGAUUUACCUAGCAGAAUAUUUUUUUUUCUGGGUUUGAUGAGAAAUUCUUAAUAUUAAACAAGUGAAAGUUUUCCUAGUUUUUUAUUUUGCCUGAGAAUAAUGAUUUGUGUGUAAACAUUGCCUGAGAAUAUGAUGAGUUGUUAACAGAAUUUAAAAUGAGAGAAAGGGUUCCAGUUUUACAGGUUAAUGUUGAGAUGUUAAGGCAUGCUUCAAAAAUAUACACUCCUGCUGUAUAUAAAAUGUUCCAAGAUGAGUAUAUGAAGGUUUUGGAUUGUGUUAUGCACAGAGUUGACAAAUCUGAAUUUGUUACUAGUUACAAGGUUCAAUGUGGUAAAAAGGAUCAAGAGCACUUGGUUUCUUUAGAAAUGUCAACAAGAACUGUUAAGUGUAGUUGUAUGAAAUUUACUUUUGUAGGAAUUUUAUGCGCGCAUGCUCUGAAAGUUCUUAAUAAGAAAAAUAUCAAACAGAUUCCGCCACAGUACAUCAUGAAGAGAUGGACAAGAGAUGCAAAAGUUGGAACGAUUAAGGACAAUUAUAGUAUUGGGGUUGGAAGUACUCCGCAAGAGUUGAUAGGAAAAAGAUAUUCAUCUAUGAGUCAUAAUUUUCGAGAAAUAUUAACACUUGCAUCAGAAAGUGAGGAUAUGUAUGAACAUGCAUGUGAAGAUUUCAUAAAAUUAUUGAAGAAUUUACAGGAAAUGAAGAUAAGUAGCGAUCCUGCUAGUUUAUCUAAUUCAAAAGAUGAUAAAAUAUCUUCUUCAGUUAUAUGUGAAGUCAAGACAAAAGCAACAGUUGGACGUCCAAGCAAAAGAAUUAAAGGUGCUUUAGAAAAAAGAAAAAAGAUCAAACAACCCAAAUUGCAGGUUGAGAAUAGCCCUGACAUCUUUAUUGAACAAAAUAAAUUGGAUGCUGAAUUACAAAUAUCAGAAAAUAUGACUCAGGAGAUGGCCGAACAUUUAUCACAGAAUGCUACGUCUUAUACAUUUUCUAAUUCGGAUACUUUUUCAUUCACUCAACUUCUUUAGGUAAUUUGACAAUUUAAAAA